AUGUGGUCCCCUUCCAUCCAACGAAUCAUCAUAACUACCGUAAUCCUACUAUUCCUAAUCAACUUCUUCUUUCUAAAAAGGUCCCUAAAACCGUCUUCCAAAGGGACGCGAGAUUUAGAAGACGUCGAAAUUUUCAAUUUCAUCGAAGAAAUCAAUAAUUUGUGGUUUGACGAGGGAGAGGAGAAACGAUACGAGUUGUAUAGGAAUAUUCCAGCAGGCUCAGCAGUUUCCAGUAAGCUAGCGGCAAUCGACGCAUCAAAAACGGCAAUUUGUGAGACGGAUACAUUCAUUGGUCAACAAGUUCUAUGUAGUUUUGAAGAGAAGAGAGAUGAAGAGACAUCAUGUGAUAGUGAUUCACUUCAACAUUACUCGGAUUUCGAUGAUUUCGAACGAGAGAACGAGCUGGAUUCGAAUUUCACGAAUUGGACGAUUCUAUUCGCGAGACGGGAUCCCAUCGAGCGAUUUAUCGAUCAUUUAUGGAUUAUUGUAGAAGACCGCCCUUGUUUCCAAUGUCGUCUAGAUCUUCGCUGUUAUCUUAACAAUGUGUACUCAGUUUUGGAUAAUCUACGUAUUACAAAAGCCAAACCAACUGAUGAGCAAUUGAAAUAUGUCCCUCAACACUGGUUUUGUCAACUGGAGACUAAAAAAGAGCGAUUUCAAAUUAUCGAUUAUUCACUUUUUGUGGAUCCUAAGGAUUCUGAGAAUUCCGCAAAGCUAAAAAAGAUUCCCGAUGCCGAUGAGAUAUUCGCUGAAAAUCGGUCGUCCUAUGAGAAAAUUCGAAAAUUCUACACCGUAUUCUUGCAUAGCCGACCGGAUGUGCUGGAUUUAUUCGUAAAAACGUAUUAUUGGGAUUAUUUAAUGCUGAAAAUGCCCCUUCCAGAGCCGAAAGUCGCCGAAGUCCGAGAUUAUAAGGAGGGAUGGCAUUGA
Molecule: messenger RNA, 927 nt
Organism: Caenorhabditis briggsae
Lineage: Eukaryota; Metazoa; Nematoda; Chromadorea; Rhabditida; Rhabditidae
Exons: 5
Coding region: 1-927 (308 amino acids)
Biological process (GO): positive regulation of response to oxidative stress
Molecular function (GO): chondroitin 4-sulfotransferase activity
Source: RefSeq, a predicted model, not a curated record